Anolis sagrei ordinatus is the source of this 1566-nucleotide messenger RNA. Its product is annotated as acidic mammalian chitinase-like. The record is from RefSeq and is a predicted model, not a curated record. Lineage: Eukaryota; Metazoa; Chordata; Lepidosauria; Squamata; Anolidae. Gene Ontology annotation, cellular component: extracellular region. Gene Ontology annotation, molecular function: chitinase activity; chitin binding. Gene Ontology annotation, biological process: carbohydrate metabolic process; chitin catabolic process.
AUGGCCAAGUUGAUCUUGCUUACGGGUCUGGUACUCCUGCUGAAUGCACAAAUAGGUUCUGCCUAUGUGCUAUCAUGCUAUUUCACCAACUGGGGCCAAUACAGACCAGGCCUUGGGCGCUACAAGCCUGACAACAUUGACCCUUGCCUGUGUACUCACCUGAUCUAUGCCUUUGCUGGGAUGCGCAACAAUGAGAUUGCAACCAUUGAAUGGAAUGAUGUCACCCUCUACAAAUCUUUCAAUGGCUUGAAAAACCAGAAUGGAGAACUGAAGACUCUCCUGGCAAUUGGAGGCUGGAACUUUGGAACAGCACCAUUCACUGCUAUGGUUUCCACUCCUGCAAACCGCCAGACCUUCAUCAAUUCUGUCAUCACAUUCUUGCGCCAGUAUGGUUUUGAUGGACUGGACUUUGACUGGGAGUAUCCUGGCUCUAGAGGCAGCACUCCUCAGGAUAAGUCCCUCUUUACCGUCCUGGUUAAGGAAAUGUUGGCAGCCUUUGAGCAGGAGGCCCAGAAAACAAACAGACCCAGGCUUAUGGUCACUGCUGCUGUUGCUGCUGGACUUUCCAAUAUUGAGUCAGGCUACCAGAUCCCUGAGCUUGGCCAGUACCUGGACUACUUCCAUGUGAUGACUUAUGACUUCCAUGGAUCCUGGGAAGGGUACACUGGAGAGAACAGCCCUCUGUACAAAGGUCCUGCUGAUACUGGCAGCAACAUCUACUUCAACAUUGACUAUGCCAUGAACUACUGGAAAGAUAACGGUGCCCCAGCUGAGAAACUCAUUGUUGGAUUCCCAACUUAUGGACACACCUUCAUCCUCAGCGAUCCAUCCAAUACUGCCAUUGGUGCUCCCACAUCUGGGUCUGGGCCUGCUGGACCUUACACAAGACAAGCUGGCUUCUGGGCUUACUAUGAGAUCUGCACCUUCCUGAAAAAUGGAGCUACAGAAGCCUGGGAUGGUCCUCAAGAUGUGCCCUAUGCCUACAAAGGGAAUGAGUGGCUUGGGUAUGACAACAUCAAGAGUUUCAACAUCAAGGCUGAGUGGGUGAAGAAGAACAACUUUGCAGGUGCCAUGGUUUGGUCCCUUGACUUGGAUGACUUCACUGGCACUUUCUGCAACCAGGGCAAAUACCCCUUGAUCACCACCUUGAAGAAUGCUCUUGGACUGCAGAGUGCAAGUUGCAAAGCUCCUUCCCAGCCCAUUGUCCCACCAUCCUCUGGUAGUGGUAGCAGCAGUGGCAGUGGAAGUUCUGGUGGCAGCCCCAGUAGUUCUGGAGGUAGCCCUAGCAGCUCUGGUGGAAGUCCCAGCAGCUCUGGUGGUAGUGGGUUCUGUGCUGGAAAAGCCGGAGGCCUUUAUCCAGACCCAACCGACAAGAACAGCUUCUACCACUGCGUGAACGGAAGAACCUUCCUGCAGAAUUGCCAGUCCGGUCUUGUUUUUGACUCCAGCUGUCAGUGCUGCAACUGGGCAUGAGGAGAUCAGGAUUAAUUUCACUAUCUACUCUUUCCUAAUCUGACUCAACAUUCAAAACUGCUUUUCAAAUGAAAUAAAAUUUAGCAAAAAAUA